Molecule: messenger RNA, 1864 nt
Organism: Mugil cephalus (flathead mullet)
Lineage: Eukaryota; Metazoa; Chordata; Actinopteri; Mugiliformes; Mugilidae
Product: serine/threonine-protein kinase SMG1-like
Exons: 3
Coding region: 162-665 (167 amino acids)
Cellular component (GO): nucleus
Molecular function (GO): protein binding
Source: RefSeq, a predicted model, not a curated record
UUCAAUUCUUACAAAAUAUUCAAUUUCAUGUACUUCUCCUGGCAGUGGUUUUAAUGUUGUGGCUGAUCAGGUAAGUUAUGGGUCCAUGUUCAAGAUUUUUCCAGGUUCUGUGUAGAAUCUGUUCAGAGCCUUUUUAAUAUUCUGUUAAACCACUUUAGAAAAUGCAUUUGCCACAAGUAACUGUAUGUUUCCCCCCAGCAUGCAAAGCGGUGGGAACAGGAAUCAAGGAGCAUCAAGGACAUCAAGGACAAAGCAUCAAGGAGUCACAGUUUAACAGUUUAACAUCUUGUGGUUUGGAUGCAGUCGUUAGAUGCAGUGGCGUGAAGACCCAGCCAGAUUCGAUGUCCCAGGACGCGCGCAAGGCUCUGCCUCGAAACCUGGGAACCCCGACUGAUACCCCGCCCAGCACUCUGAUGAUGAACAGCAAAGGUCUCAACCCCAGCCCAAAGAGGGCCGUACGGGACCCCAAAACAGGACGAGCUGUCCAGGAGAGGAACUCGUACGCAGUGAGCGUGUGGAAGAGAGUGAAAGCCAAGCUGGAGGGCAGAGACAUCGAUCCCAACAGGAGGAUGAGUGUCACAGAGCAGGUGGACUUUGUUAUCAAAGAGGCUACCAACAUGGACAACCUGGCCCAGCUGUAUGAGGGUUGGACUGCCUGGGUGUGAACGCUACACUGCUUCAUGUCUUUGGUCCAGCGAAGGCUUGGAGAUCCACCAGAGUCCAGCAGGACUGGGGUGUCGGAACAGCAGCACUGCGCCACACUAGGGGGAGGAAAAUGGGAAGCGGAUGCUUAGUCCGCCUUCCCAAACCCCUGGGCUCCCAAACUGGGGCAGCGACCUCGUAGCAUCGCUGCAACCACACUCCCCCCAACCAUCGGCGAUCGGGCUAACAUAAUGCUUCGGGGGCCUGCAGAGCCGCCUUCCUUUUGGGGAUUUGAGUGGGCAAAGCGGCGCCGGGACGGGGAGGGGGGAAGGAGGGCGAAGGCCUCUUCACCCUCGACUUGGAAAAUAUCUUCCCCCCUCACCUGCAUAGCUCACUAUCAAGUUGUACCCAUAAACAUCACUCAUCAUCCUGUUGUGCCCAUCAAACUCCACCUGAGGGCAGGAUGAAGCAGGAAGUGAGCUGUGUACCUGAAGCACACAGCUGAUGCACCGUGGGUGGGACUUUACCUGGGUUAAAGCUCAGAUGGAGGGGGCGUUUACAUGGCCACAUUUGUUUUUCUCUAAUCUUUUCCUCGACGGCGUUGUGAUUCUGAUUGGCCAGUGGGAGACACGGUUGGGCAGGAGUGAUGGAAACAAAGAUUCCACCGGAUUCUUUGGGCUACAUGGACAUCCACCUGAAACCUGAAAUGAAAGUGGGGAAUAAUAAAAAACUGUGCUUUGAUUGGCGCACAGUAAAAGACGUUGACAUGUCUCUGAAGUCUUGUCAAAAUUUCACAGAAUAAAAAAGAUUGUUGAGCAGAGUUGUUUUCUCAGGAAGGUUCCUUGUGAUUUUUGUGGAUAAAAGCCGAGACAUCCUGUCAUGUGACAUAGUUUUGGACGGCUCAUUUUUGUGAGCGCGGAGCGAACGCAGUUUGAAGGGAGAGACCUCUAUUUGAUUGUUUUUCUUCGGUGUGGAUCUUUAGUCUGUGCUGUGCUGUGUAACUAUCUGUAGGAGUAGAUUUCCGCCUCUUUUGACUUGCCUGUCAGAAACUGUUACCUGCAUCAUUCACGCCUCAACCCUACUGCUUGCAUUUUAUGAACCUUGAUCUUCUAGUUUUACAUUUUUAUUGAGAGAAAUUAUGUUUUUGGUGAUGGUGAAACAUGUUAAUUCUUAAAGCUUUUAUUGGAUUUUGUUGGAUGUCAAAUAAACAUGGAACUGAGAA